This is a messenger RNA of Prionailurus viverrinus (fishing cat), 1428 nucleotides long. It is a transcript of the gene TP53I13, whose product is annotated as tumor protein p53 inducible protein 13. The record is from RefSeq and is a predicted model, not a curated record. Bases 84 to 1268 code for a protein of 394 amino acids. NCBI's taxonomy places the organism in Eukaryota, Metazoa, Chordata, Mammalia, Carnivora, Felidae. Gene Ontology annotation, cellular component: cytoplasm. The transcript is spliced from 7 exons.
UGGGCGCGCGUGGGGGCGCGGGGAGGGAGGGGGCGCGCGUUCUCUGGCUUGUGGGACUUCGGGCCGAGCCCCGGGCCGCCGGGAUGGCGCCUCAGCCGCCUUCGCCCCAGCUGUUGCUUCUGGCAGCCCUUGCGGGGCUCCUAGGUCCCAGUGAGGUGGUAGCCGAGCCAGAGGAGGAAGCGGGGGCCAGUUGUCCCGAGGGCCCGUGGCCUCUGCCCCCACAGGUGUCACCAAGAGUGACCUACACGCGGAUGAGCCCAUGGCCGGCUGAGGAUGUCACCUUCCUCUACCACCCCUGUGCCCACCCUUGGCUGAAGCUCCAGCUUGCCCUCCUGGCCCACGUUUGUGUGGCCCAGCCCUCACUGGCCCCGGACUCCAGCCUUACUCAGGAGCGGCCCUUGGUGCUGGCAGCAUGUGGGGUGGUGCUGGAGAUGGCAUGGAUAGAGCCAGCCUGGGCUGCCCACUGGCUGAAGAGGCGGCGGCGGCGGAGGAGGCUGAGGAAGGAGAAGGCAUGGUUCUGCACUGACGGUCUUUCUGGGUCUUCUCCCUUGGUGCCAAGGCCAGGUAGAGGGAGGCUGUGCCGGAGAGGGUGUCUGCAGGCCCCAGCUUUGGCUUUUACCCUGCGGAGCUGGCGGCCCCCAGGUGUGGAGGAGGCAGCUGGAGGGUCCAGGCACCUCUCUCCUGGCGGUGCCAAGAGGCGUGGGCUGCGGGCCGCUCUCGGUCUCCAGCCCACGCCCUCAGCCCUGAGGCUCCCCCCUGCCUCUCCACGGAGCUUGGAGGCCAAGCAGCCCAUGCCGGCAGCCCGGGGUGAGGGGAGUGAUGCCCCAUCUGUGCCCACUCUCCCCUUGAUGCAUGAGGGGCUCAGAGACAAUGCCAGCUCCAGGAUAGAGGCUCAAGUGCUCAAAGGGCAAAGCAGCCCAGGGGGCUGUACCUGUCCAAGUGAGGCUUCCCCAGCCCCUCGGGCAGCAGUGCCCCCGCGGGUAGCCCGGGGCCCUACCCCGCGCACGGAGGAGGCUGCUUGGGCGGCCAUGGCCCUGACCUUCCUGUUAGUGCUGCUCACUCUGGCCACGCUCUGCACACGGCUGCACCGAAACUUCCGACGGGGGGAUAGCAUCUACUGGGAGCCCACAGCGGACAGCCAGGACACGGUGGCUGCUGUGCUGAAACGGAGGCUACUGAUGCCCCCGCGCCGGGUCAAGCGCUCCCGCCGGAGACCCCUCCUCCCGCCCACUCCGGACAGCGGCCCGGAUGGGGAUAGCUCCGACUGACUUGACGCGAGCCCUGCCACUUUGGCGGAUUUGGUUUCGCCGCGCCUGGUGAGGUCGCGACCUCUGCCACGUGGACCCUGCGCAGGACCGCCCCCUGGUGGCCAGAUGGAGCAGUCCUGCCUAAGCAUUGCAAACGGGCUUGUUCUUAAGGUGUGGUUGG